AUGGUGGCGGUGGAUCUGAUCGCGUCCUGCCAAGACUCCAUCCGCCAGGUCGAAUCACUUCGCGAGUUCCCCUUUGCUGGUUCCGUACUCUUUUUUGGCUUGCUCGUUUUCUUAUCGAUCCUUCGAGAAAUUGGAGAUGAGAUUGCAGAUGCACUAGUGUACCUGGAUGCAGGCACUCUGGAGGCGUUCCAGUUUAUAGGAGCAUUCCCUCUGCUUCUCGAGCUCGGUGCUCGGGCAGUGUGCAGCUUGGAAAGCACGUCUCCUCUUGAUGCUGUAAGACUCUUGUGGCUAUCUGAUUGUUGGGCCUUGGGCCUUAGCUUGGCAUUUGCUGCUGGUGUGCACGUCAGACUGGCUGGCAUCUGCCACGUCGAUAACAGUAAAGAUGCAGUAUUCUUAUAUGCAAUUAACAAGGCUGCUGAGUGGAAUUCAAGUUUUGCUCAUCCAGCAAGGAAGAUUGUCGUGAUUACAUCACGCCUUCUUAGUGAUGCACAUCGGUAUAUUAUACGCUGCUUGGGCAACCAUGGAACUGUUUCACAUUGUACUGUAUUGACAGCGAUUUCCGAGAUUGGUCACUCAGCAUAUGUUGAUUCCCCACUUGGACCAGAUGCUUUCCGGGAGUAUGAGACAUUACUCAUUCAGGACCAUGAGGAGCUUCUAAAGAAGUGUGGGAAGUUGAACAAGGAUAAAGAUAACAUCCCAUACACAGAAAGAGAUUUCACCUCAGAUGGUGAUACUAAGUGGGGUUCUGGGGUGCACUAUGGCCCUUCUGAAUCUAGCCCGAGGAAAAAGGAUUUUUCUAAUGAUGACUUAGGUCAGGUUGAAGCAAGAGGAAAGAGGUUGUCUGUAACCGUGUGUCACUUUCCGAUGAUUUUCUCUCCUAUUUCCUCAAGGACUUUUGUUUUACCUUCGGAAGGUACAAUUGCUGAAUCAUAUUUGUCAAACCACCGUGAGGAUUCCCUUGGCCCUGGUCUACCCUCCAUAUCUACUGGUAAACCUUUUGAUGGCGAUGAGGUGCCCCCAGGACUAACCUUGACUGCUCAAUUCUUGUACCAUUUGGCCAAUAAGAUGGACCUAAAGCUUGAUAUAUUUUCACUUGGUGAUACAUCAAGGGCCAUUGGGAAGCUGAUGAUGGAUAUGUCAAGUCUAUAUGACGUUGGUCGUAAUAAGAGUUCUGCUGGUCUACUGAUUGUAGAUCGUACAAUUGAUCUCCUAACUCCUUGCCUUCAUGGCGACUCAUUUCUUGAUAGGAUGUUGUCCUCGUUGCCACGCAAGGAAAGGACUUCAUCCGGUUAUGCAGCGAAAAAUCCUCAAACUCCCAGCAAGCAUUCCCAAGCUACUGUAAAACGCUCCCCACUAGAUAUAAAGGUCCCUUUUGAAUCAGCCUUUAGCAAGGAAGAAACUAAGAGCAGAACCAGCAUGCUGUCUGAAAGUAUGAUGGCAUUUGUGUCUGGCUGGAACUCUGCUGAGGUUGACUCCGAAGUUACCUGGCUACCUGAUUACUCCGACAAAGCACAUGAUGGCAAAGUAGGCACUCUAAGUGGCUCUUUCCUAUCCAACUAUGCUGGAGUGCGCUACUUAGAAGCAUUAUUAGACAGAGGAGCAAAAGAUGGGUUGGUGUUGAUUAAGAAAUGGCUUAUGGAGGCUUUACAGCUUGAGAAGCUGUCCUCUCCAUCUAAAGGUCGACAGACGGCUUCUAUUUCAGAGCUUCCUUCUAUGGUGCAAAUGCUCUGUCAACACGAGCUGUCCUUGGUAAGAAACAGAGGGGUUAUUCAGUUGGCACUGGCUGCUGAAAUGGCUCUCCAGGAGCCUCAAAGUACUCGCUGGGAGGCCUUUACAAGUGCUGAGAGAAUAUUAAGUGUAACAUCAGCCGAGACAACUCAAAGUCUUGCCAGUGAGAUUCGUGAUUUCAUCAACACUAGCACUUCAGUGGAAUCUCACAAACAAGGUAAUACCAUGGGGUCUACGCAAGGCCUUCUGACUUUCCAGGACAUAUUACUUCUAACGGUCGUUGGAUAUAUCUUGGCUGGCGAAAACUUUCCUACAUCGAUAGCUGGUGGUCCAUUCUCUUGGGAAGAUGAACGGUCACUGAAAGAUGUUGUGGUGGACUCUAUCCUUGAGAGGCCAUCAUCUGUGAAGUUCCGGUUCCUUGAUGGUUUGGAGAAGGAACUUGAAGCUAAAGGUAGAUCUAAAGAUGGUGAUAGAAAUAAGGACUCUAGUGAGCCUACUUCUACCACUACCGAUGAUUUUGAUGACCAGUGGGAUAACUGGGACGAUGAUGAUGAUGCUGAUCAUCAAAAAGAGGAAGCUUACGGGGACAUGCAACUUAAGUUGGAAGUACGGGAUAGGGUAGAUCAACUCUUUAAAUUCUUUCAUAGCUUGUCCAGUAUGAGAUUACGUUAUCAAGCUCUUGGAGAAGGGUUGGCAGCACUGAGUCGGUUUGAGACUGAUAGCUACUCAAGAAAAGGCUUGCUUUAUAAGUUGAUAUUAGCUGUGUUGACGAGAUUUGGCAUACCUGGCCUUGAGUAUCAUUCAUCAGCUGUUGGCCGUUUAUUUAAAAGUGGAUUGGGUAGGUUUGGCCUUGGACAGUCCAAACCAAAUUUUGGCGAUCAAAGUUUUCUCAUCGUUUUUGUUGUGGGAGGUAUCAAUACUCUUGAGGUCCGGGAAGUCAUGAAGGCAAUCUCAGAGAGCGGCAGACCUGAUGUGGAGCUCAUUCUUGGUGGUACAACCCUUCUCACCCCAGACGACAUGUUUCAGUUAAUGUUGGGCUCAUCCAGCUUUACUUAG
Triticum turgidum subsp. durum (durum wheat) is the source of this 2784-nucleotide messenger RNA. The record is from the annotation of a GenBank genome assembly. Lineage: Eukaryota; Viridiplantae; Streptophyta; Magnoliopsida; Poales; Poaceae.